Molecule: messenger RNA, 2356 nt
Organism: Cannabis sativa
Lineage: Eukaryota; Viridiplantae; Streptophyta; Magnoliopsida; Rosales; Cannabaceae
Product: RNA polymerase II C-terminal domain phosphatase-like 4
Exons: 11
Coding region: 472-2064 (530 amino acids)
Cellular component (GO): nucleus
Molecular function (GO): RNA binding; RNA polymerase II CTD heptapeptide repeat phosphatase activity
Source: RefSeq, a predicted model, not a curated record
UCUCUAUCAGCCAUUUUGGCUUUCUUCGGUUCUGUCACUGAACUCAAUCAGCGCUACCCUAGAAAUUUUAUCAAACUUAGAUCGGAGAUUGGAGAGGAGGAAUUCCGUUUCACUCAUUGGCCGCUGGAAAAAACAAUUGCUUCGCUUAAAUCAGUGACAAGAGAUUCUGUUAGAUAGAGAAAUCUAAAAGGCAAACACACUCCCAAAACAACGACUUUGAGCCUUCGUCUUCGUCAUCUUCUUCUUCUCUCUUCUCAAUCGAUGCCCUUCUCUCUCAUUCCCUCUCCUUGAUCCGUACAACUUCGGUUUCCCUCAUCCCUUUUCCUAUUCAUCGGCCAUCUCUGUCAUUGGUGGGUUCUCUUCUUCGUCUAUGUCCUAGAGAGAGAAAACAGGUACAGAAGGAGUGGUAGUAGUGGAGGACUGAGUGAGUAGUACAUUUUUGGAGGAAGUUGUAGUCUGUAACAGAAGACAAUGGACUCAGACGAAGGGAAGUUAUUCAUUGGUGGAAUAGCAUGGGACACGACGGAGGAGAAGCUCGCCGAUUACUUUGGUCAGUAUGGUGAAGUUACUCAAACUGUAAUAAUGCGUGAUAAGACUACUGGUCGACCUAGGGGUUUCGCCUUUGUUGUUUUCUCUGAUCCUUCUGUACUUGAUAAUGUUCUUAGCGAAAAACACACAAUUGAUGGUCGAGCUAUGAGUCUUGCCACUGAUUCACCUGUCAAUUCAUCUAGUAGUGACGACUUUGCGUCGUUUCUUGAUACUGCACUUGAGUCUAAUUCUUCAGAGUCUUCACCAAAAGGAGAAAUUGAGGAAGCGGAAGAGGAAGAGGAAGAGGAGGAUAUUGAUGUGGAAAGGGUGAAACGGAGGAAGGUGGAGAAAUUAGAAAUCAUUAAGGAAAUUUGUGGGUCGACUUUGCAGGAAUCUGAAGAACAAAAAAUAGAGGAUUCAGCAAAGAUAGAUGCAUGCACACAUCCUGGUUCUUUUGGAAAUAUGUGUAUUCUUUGUGGUCAGAGGUUAGAGGAGGAGUCUGGUGUGACAUUUGGUUACAUUCACAAGGGAUUAAGGCUUCAAAAUGAUGAAAUUGUUCGAUUACGAAGCACAGACAUGAAGAACUUAAUACGCCAUAAAAAGCUGUGUUUGGUUCUUGAUCUUGACCACACACUGCUAAAUUCCACUCAACUUGUACAUAUGACAUCAGAGGAGGAAUACUUAAGAACCCAAGCAGCUACUCUUCAUGAUGUCUCUGACGGGAGCAUCUUCAUGUUGGAGACUAUGCAUAUGAUGACGAAGUUAAGACCAUACGUUCGGAGUUUUUUAAGGGAAGCAAGGAAUAUGUUUGAAUUAUAUAUAUAUACAAUGGGAGACCGGCCUUAUGCCUUAGCAAUGGCCAAGCUGCUUGAUCCUAAAAAAGAAUAUUUUGGCGAUAGAAUAAUAUCAAGGGAUGAUGGCACUGUGAAGCAUCAAAAGGGUCUUGAUGUGGUGCUAGGUCAAGAAAGUGCUGUCUUGAUCCUUGAUGAUACAGAAAAUGCUUGGUCGAAGCACAAAGAUAAUUUAAUACUUAUGGAAAGAUAUCAUUUCUUCAGAUCAAGCUGCCAGCAAUUUGGUUUCAAUUGUAAGUCCCUCUCUGAGUUGAAGAGUGAUGAAAGUGAGGUCGAAGGAGCUCUUGCGACAGUUCUCAAUGUACUUAAACAAGUGCACAGUAUGUUUUUCGAUGAAUCGGGUGGAGAUCCUAUCGACAGAGAUGUGAGGCAGGUGCUGAAAACUCUUCGGAAGGAAAUCUUGAAGGGAUGUAAAAUUGUUUUUAGCCGAGUUUUUCCCACCAAAUGUCAAGCUGAGAAUCAUCAUCUCUGGAAGAUGGCAGAGAAUUUGGGUGCUACUUGUGUAACAGAACUCGAUCCAUCAGUGACUCAUGUGGUCUCGACAGACGUUGGAACAGAGAAGUCUCGAUGGGCUCAGAAAAAGAAAAAGCUUCUGGUUCAUCCAAGGUGGAUUGAAGCCUCAAAUUAUAUGUGGCAAAAGCAAUCUGAAGAGCUUUUUUCUAUUAACCAAGUGAAAAACCAAUGACAUUCUUUGAUUGCUCCUAACUCAGACUAGUUUAUAUGACCCUUUUUGAGAUCAUACUCUUGCACAUGGUAUAAGUAAGUUAACCUCUAUCAUCUUAUUCAAUCAGUACUGAAAAAAUCCAUUUUGACUAUAGAAAUAUGAGUAUCUCAUUUUGUAUAUGUUUGGAGCUAUUACUUAUUACUAGGUAUAGACUUUAUUUUAGGUUGUUUUAACUGCUAAGUACUGGACCAUGUAUUGUAAUGUAAUAUCUUAUAUUUCACAUAUACGAGUCAAGGUUCUUUUUAGCUUCUAA